GUUGCAUUCCAAAGGUUCCCUAUCUGCAGCCUCAAUAGAAUUAAAAAAAUAUUUAUUUAUUUAUUUAUUUUUGGCUGCACUGGACCUUUCCUGCUGUUCGGGCUUUCUUCUAGUUGCAGAGAGUGGGGGCAGUGUUUGUGGGGGCUACUCUCUAGUGGUGCUUCUCAUUGCAGUGGCUUCUCGUUGGAGAGUACAGGGUCAGUAAUUGUGGCGCACAGGCCCAGUUGCCCUGCAGCAUGUGGAGUCUCCCAGACCAGGGAUUGAGCCUGUGUCCCCUGCGCUGGCAGGCAGAUUCUCAACCACUGGAUCACCAGGAAAGUCUGCCUCAGUGGAGUUUUGACUUUAACCAUUUUCCAAAGUUUUUUCCCACUCCACUUCAUGUUUCAGAGACAGAUUUAGGAUGGUUGGAAGUAGACAUCCAUGCCAUAUGAAGAUAAGAAUGAAAGAAAAGAAAAGUACCAAGCAAGAUCAGUUAGACUUCAGAAAGAUAUUUAAUUUAAUUAAUCAAUUAAAAAAAAAUUUGGCCAUGCCGUCUGACAUUUGCUAUCUUAGUUCCCCAAGCAGGGAUCCACAAAAAGAUAUUUUUAAGUUACACUCUUCAGCAUUACCCCAGGCUUUCCUUUUUUAGAGCUCUUUAAGGUGAGUAGGUUUUUGUCUGUGUAGUAAAGUACAGCCCUACUUGGCCUGGUUGGCAGUGGAAUUGCACAUUGUCAUUCUGUGGCAUUAACCUGGUAAGUAGUGAUAGCUCAGGACUAGAAAUGGACAAAAGGCUGUGAAGCCUAGCCUGAGAUAGAAUGGAGACAAAAAUAACACCUUCCCAGAUUUGGAGCAGGGAGACUUUUUAAAAAAUGAUUGGGAGGGAAGAAUGUGCCCAAGUGACUGCAUUGAUUUUUGCAAGGUUCAAGAAUGCUCUUCUCCCAGAGUGCUGCAUGCUUGCCUCACAGCAGAGGGCACUGCUGUAUUCUCUAAGGCAGCCACUGCAGCCUGCAGUCUCUACCCCUAGCUUCAACCUGCCUGUCCUGAGCCCUUGAGCUCAGAGCUCAGACAGGCUGGGGGAAAAUGGAGAGAAGAGCUGCUGCUUUAAUAGGUGGAGACAGCUGAGGGAAAGAUGCUGUUCUUUUGUCCCACUCCACAUACUUCCUCACAACAGGCAGGACCUUAGUCGCCUGACCAGGAAACUGCAUGAAGCACCUCCACUUCAAAGUGUGAGGAGGGGUCUCUGACUCACUGCCUACCCUAGUGGGUCAUUUCAUGUAAUUCUUCCCAGAAAGGGAGAAGCAAGCCCCUACCUGGGAAGAGACUGGUGCACAAGUAUUCACAUUUCAGUGAUCUUAAAUGGAAGUUCUGAGUUAUAAAACAUAAGUGAAAGUGAAGUCGCUCAGUCGUGCCCAACUCUUUGCGACCCCAUGGACUGUAGCCCACCAAGCUCCUCCGUCGUGGGAUUCUCCAGGCAAGAAUACUGGAGUGGGUUGCCAUUGCCUUCAGGACUUAAUCAGCUAUCUACUUUGUGGAAAAUUAUAUUUGCCUGAUAGGCUACAUUUUCCCAUAUAGUUUCUUGAAAUAUCUUCCCACUGUAUAGGUACCAUGUCACGUGAUUCAUGUUAUUUUCAGAAACAAUAAUAAUAGCAGCUAAUAACCUUUCAGUUGUUUAUUGCUUGCAAGUAAACAUUUACUCAUUUUAUAUAAAUAAACUAAUUUUCACAACAAUCCUGUGAGGCAAGUAAGUAGUCACUAUUAUACAUGUUUUACCAAUAAAGAAAUUGAGGAACAGAGAGACUGAGUAACUUGUUUAAAGUCCCACAGCUAAUGAAUGCCAGAGUUGAGAUAUGAACCCAGGCAGUAUGGCUCCAGAGUCUGUAAUGUUAAUGGACUUCGCUGUUACCAAAUCCUCAUCGAUGGAAGGAUGUGUCUUUCUAAAUUGGCAUUGUAUUAGGUGUUAAAUGUGUAAGUGCCUCAGUUAUAGGUUCUUGAGAAGUCAGGGCCAUAGGGUUGCUUCAGCUUAGGAACUGAAACUAAGGGCACAUACUAAGACCCCAAUCCAGAAACUUUUGCAUGAGGCUAUGAAGGGGUUAGCUCUGUGCUGGUGUCCUUAUACUGACUGAUAUUCAUUCAGCAUGAAGUCAAGUGAUAAAGAAUGGAAACCUUUUGGUCUGAAAACACUUCUGGUUGCAAUCUCAGCCCCAGUACCUAGCUGACCUUUGCUACAGAGAGGGAAGCAUUUCCCUUUCCUUACCAGUCAUAUAUAAAGUGAGAGGCAUGGAGGAUCUUCUUUCCUCAUUCAGUUCAGACAAAUGUGAGAGACUCACUAGUUUCUUUCUAGGGAUGUCAAUUCUAAGUACCACAAGCAUUCAAAUAUGUCACAGUUCCUGCCCUUAAGGUAGAAAUGACUCUCUUUGUUCCAUCCCUACAAGCACUCUGGCCCACUAGCAUAUUCAGCAAAAGGAGGAUCUAGCCUCCAACUCCAAAACUGUAGGUUGACUGGUAAGGGCUGGCUGAGUUCAUAGAAUAAUUAACUCCUGCAGUGAUAUUCCGUGUGUGCUAUGUGCCUGGCACUAAGCUAAACCCUUUACUCACUGUAUACUUGUUUAAUCCUCAAAACUGUUAUACAAAGUAAAUACGGCUAUUAAUUUUUCAGAUGAAGAAACUGAAGCACAAAAAUUAAGUGACAUGCCCAAGGUCACCCAGCAUGUGUUGAUAAUGUCAAUUGAAACCAGGUAGUCUGUAAAACUUGUUCUCUUAACUGUUUUUCACUGAACUGCUAACACCCUGGAUUAGCUAAGGAUAGCAGCAGGGCAGGAAUUAAAGCCCAACAGUGAGAGAGGGCUUGAUAGAAGGCAGAAAACCAAGAUUACAAAUGAAAGUGGAGUAAGAUACAGAGCUUUAAGCCCCAAUCAGUGGCUUGCAAAGCCCUCCCAGGGCAGUUUGUGUCUUAAUCAUUUUUGCACCUGGCAUAAAGCUGGGCUCAUAAUCAGCCUCAAAAGACAUUAUUGAAUUGAAUGAUGGUUGAGUAACAUCUUUGUAGAAAGGAUUGGCUCAUUUGUCAUUAUCCACAAGGUUCCCAACAGCAAUGCUGCUUAUCUAGCAGGUGUUGGCAGCCACAAAGGACAUGGUUGGUGGGGAGAGAGUAUGCUGGAGGAGCUGUCAAUAUUAGUCUUGGAGUCAUAUUUGUUUGCAGAGGCUUCCUCAACCCUCCACCAGCCUUGGUUACCGAUCCUCAUUAAAGGCCCGAUGAUGUCAAGCUCUUUACAACAGUGCCCAGACAGAAUUAUGCUCCAAGCAUCUCAUUUACUCUCAAACAGAGGCUGGUCUUUUAUAGGUGGCUUUGGAUAUUGCUUUCAGCCCAUCAAGUUGACCUUGUUCCUUUUGCUUUCCUGGUUCCUUUUGUGGGGAGAGCAUUGAGUAGACCCACUGAGUAGGCACCCUGAGCAAAUGCCUUUUUUAAGCCUACCCUCCUACCCCAAACCGAUUUGCCUUGGUUGCUGAAGGAGAGUGCAGAGUUGACACCCCUUGAUCACCUCCUACAUCCUUGUUGAUUCAUAGCACCCUUUCCUAGCAUCCCAAUCACCUGAUAUUGUUACAUUUUGCCUUGUAAAUCCCAUGUUGGAACUAUUGCCAGAGUGAAGCGGAGAGUGGGGGCUAUCAGCUCCCCAGCCACAAGUUUCCUAAUCUUACUGGAGGGAAGGACUUGGGAAAGGUACACAGAGGUAGGGUGGGACUGGUGCGGGUUGGGGGGAAUAGGCCCUGUAUAAAAGCUGAGUAGCCAGAUGCUCACUUUCACAGCUCUCCUGUAAGACUGGCAGGGCAGAUAUAGAUUAAAAUGAAGCACAAACUCCAUUUAAAGUACAUUACAGCCCAGGAAUCAGCUCCCCCUGGGCAGGAGAAGGGAGGAAAGGGCACAGGAGGCUACAUAAGUCUCUUUCCUUAUCUAGCACCACAUGUCUCUCUCCUAGCUUUGUGAAGGGUGAUUUACACCCUGGCUGGAAUGACUCUCUUUCUGAGCUGAUUACAUUGGCAAAUGCCCCCCAGAGGCCACAGCAGGAUGGCCAUAUUCAGAAGCAGCAGCCAAUAAAUCUCAGAGGUUUAUAUUGUACUUCUCAGUACCCUCCCUCCUGGCCCUCUGCCAGGUGGGCUGUGGAAGUAGGAGAGGGCUUGGUUGAGGAUUGGGGGAGAACACCCUUCAAUACCUUUCAUUACCAUCUUCCUUAAGUACUGUUUAGUUCUCAUUCUUACAAGCCAUUCUGCCUCUGUCUUUAUCCAGGGAGCAGGUGGGAACCAGCCCAGUAAAUUGAUCUAAUAAAUAACCCUUAUCUUUAUGGGUAGAAGUCCUGGGUUUCUCCUAGGUAUUUGCUCUUGGUAGAGUAGCUUGCUCUCCUAACCCUCCUCUGAAAAUGAUGAGGCUCCUAAAUGAUCUCUCCAACCAUCUUUCUCAGUGAUCUUUCAUCCAGGGAAAUCUCCGCAGUUUAGUCUGAGGGAGGUUUGAUCCUUCCAUUCUUUCUCAUGACACUGAAGGGGCUGAAUUUUGGAAGAGUCUAGUCUGGCAAAGGUCCUGGGAUCUGGCCCCAAGUCUGUCCCCAGCAAGGUCAUUUCACCUGUCUGCAGAAUCUUGGGGUUAAUAAUACAACGGAAUCUCACUCCUGAAGAUACUGAUGUGGGGAAAUGAUAUCAGAGAUGUGCAAAUUCUAAGGGGAAAAAAACCCCCAAAACUUGAAAUGCAAGUGCCCUCGUGCAUUUGUUACAAGAUUUCAUUUGGGGGGGGGGGGGUGGUUUCUUGGUGGUAGAGCGGAUUCCGGAAAGUGAGAUAGGAUGCUUUAAAAAAAAAAAUAUUUGGACCCCCGAGAUGGCGAGUUUCCAGUGGCAGCUCCUACAAUGACUCGGCGGCUCCGGGGCGCGUACCCUGGCUCGCCCCCACCCUCGCAGCCCUCUGGGUCUAGUAGGAGAGACUGCGUGGUGCGUCCGUCUGCUUUGGAGUUGGAGGGCGGCACCCGGGACCCUGGUGAGAGAGUGUCGGCGCCGCCCUCCCUGCGAGGAAGGGCGGGAGAAGUGGUGGGAGGUGCCGGUAGAGGAGCCCGGCUCACAGAGCUCCUGUGCUAGGAGAGGGUAACGCCGAGUCGGGGGCAGGCAGAGCACCCGACGUCGACAGCCAGCGCGCGCAUCCCACCAUGGCGCGUCCGCAGAACCCGCGACCUUUGCCGCCUGCGCUCCUGCUCCUGCUGCCGCUGCUGCUCCGAGCUGGGGACCACCUCCCCACAGAAGGCCGAUUCACAAACAGCUGUAUCCAGGCCAGGAGGAAGUGCCAGGCCGAUCCCACUUGCAAUGCUACCUACCACUACCUGAAUUCCUGUGCCUCAAGUAUAAGCACCUCAUCACCUGCAGAGGAGCCUUUGGUCCCUGAGGACUGCAUGGAAGCAGCACAGCAACUCAGGAAUAGCUCUCUGAUGAGCUGUACAUGCCAUCGGCGCAUGAAGAACCAAGCUACCUGCCUGGACAUCUACUGGACCAUUCAUCCUGCCCGUAGCCUUGGUGACUAUGAGCUGGAUGUCUCUCCCUAUGAAGACACAGUGACCAGAAAACCCUGGAAAAUGAAUCUCAGCAAACUGAACAUGCUCAUACCAGACUCGGACCUUUGCCUCAAGUUCGCCAUGCUGUGCACUCUUAAUGACAAGUGUGACCGGCUGCGCAAGGCGUACGGGGAGGCGUGCUCUGGGUCCCGCUGCCAGCGCCACACUUGCCAAAGGCAGCUGCGCACCUUCUUCGAGAAGGCCUCAGAGCCUCACUCGCAGGGCCUGCUGCUGUGCCCGUGCGCGCCCACCGAUCAGGGCUGCGGGCAGCGCCGGCGCAACACCAUCGCCCCCAGCUGCGCGCUGCCCUCGGAGGCCCCCAACUGCCUGGAGCUUCGGCACGUCUGCGUAUCCGACCCGCUGUGCAGAUCACGUCUGGCAGAUUUUCAGACCCACUGCCAUCCCAUGGACAUUCUAGGGACCUGUGCAACAGAGCAGUCCAGAUGUCUGCGGGCAUACAUGGGGCUGAUUGGGACUGCUUUGACUCCCAAUUUUGUCAGCAAUAUCAAUGCCAGUGUUGCCUUAAGCUGCACCUGCCGAGGCAGUGGCAAUCUGCAAGAGGAGUGUGAGCGGCUGGAAGAGUCCUUCUCCCACAACUCCUGCCUUAUGGAGGCCAUUUCAGCUAAGAUGCGUUUUCACAGCCAACUCUUCUCCCAGGACUGGGCAGCCUCUACCUUUUCGGUGAUGGAACGCCAGAACAAAAACCCUGCUCUGAGGCCACAGCCUUGGGUGCCCACUCUUUUCUCCUGUACUCUUACCUUGAUUCUGCUCUCGAGUCUCUGGUAGCUGGACUUCCUCAGGGGCCCUCUUCCCUUCUACCACACCAGCUGACCUGCUGCCUGCAAUGGGUGAGGAAGGGACAGCAUCGGGAAGGAGGUUCAGUCUACCACGUGGCAACCCUGACAUAUGUCCAGUCAACUCCAGAUGAGGUCAUGGCAGAAGCUGACUAGCCGAGUUCUCAUGCCCUUUACUUCUUUUUUUGUUUUGUUGUUUUUGUUUGGCCAUACCACACGGCUUGUGGGAUUUUCAUUUCCUGACCAGGGAUUGAACCUAGACCCUCCCAGUGAGCACUCAGAGUCCUAACCACUGGACUGCCAAGGUCAUUCCCUUCACUUCUUCUUGGGCUGCGCCUUCUUAGGACUUCAGCAUAUCAUCUGGUGGUAUCCAGCUCUCCCAGGUUCUCGCCUUAUUUCUUUCUCCUGCCCACCCAUGAUCACUCAGGCUCUAACAAAUCAGUCACACUCUGCUGCAUUCUCCAGGUAGGCAGACUUGGGUGUUCUGAAGUGACCUGGAAAGACAUUCCUCAUGGUGAGGAAAGCUGGAGGAAGACUCCUAUCUAUCCCUUGUUUUCUCCUCUGAGUGGGGGAUGGGAACCUACUGCCAGCCCUGCCCCAGGAUCCUACACAACACUUGAGCAUCAGGAGCUGGAGCAUUUGGGCCUUGCUUUCUUCCUGCUACUGUCCUAGAGUCCCCUUAGCCUCUUGGAUUAUGAUUAAACAUUUUGAUUUAAAACUUU
Molecule: messenger RNA, 7074 nt
Organism: Bubalus bubalis (water buffalo)
Lineage: Eukaryota; Metazoa; Chordata; Mammalia; Artiodactyla; Bovidae
Gene: GFRA3
Product: GDNF family receptor alpha 3
Exons: 8
Coding region: 5160-6344 (394 amino acids)
Biological process (GO): nervous system development
Cellular component (GO): signaling receptor complex; external side of plasma membrane
Molecular function (GO): signaling receptor activity
Source: RefSeq, a predicted model, not a curated record